Oryza brachyantha (malo sina) is the source of this 825-nucleotide messenger RNA. Its product is annotated as transcription factor RHD6-like. The coding region runs from base 1 to 825 and encodes 274 amino acids. NCBI's taxonomy places the organism in Eukaryota, Viridiplantae, Streptophyta, Magnoliopsida, Poales, Poaceae. The record is from RefSeq and is a predicted model, not a curated record. The transcript is spliced from 2 exons. Gene Ontology annotation, molecular function: DNA-binding transcription factor activity; protein dimerization activity. Gene Ontology annotation, biological process: regulation of DNA-templated transcription.
AUGUCAUGGAACGACGGCGUCGUCGCCGUCGACGACCCAGACACGACGGUGCCGUUCGACGCCGGCUACAUUCCGUACGACUGCCAGUACUACUACGAUCACCAGACGUGCACGGAGGAGGCGGAGCUCCCCGUGGGCGCCUUCCUUGGCGGCGAGCCGACCCGGGGCGACGCCGGCGGCGUCUCCUUCUCCAACGCCGCCGCAGCUGCUGCCGGAGCCACCUCCCCGUCGUCGUCGUCUGCGAUCACCUUCGACGGCGAGGAGUACAGCGCGGUGUCGUGGUUGGACGUGGACACCCACGCCACGGAGCCGCGACUACUCGGCUAUGGCGCCCCAGCGGGGAAGGGCACAUCCACCACCCGUUGCUUAAGCUUCGGCAGCUCCGGCGACAGCGGCGGCAUGGUGACCACCACCACCACUAUCACCACCCGGAGCGGCGCCACCUCCAGUUCGCAGAAGCGGGCACGUGCGCGGCCGUCGCCGUCACCGGGAGCGGAACUGCUGCGGGGUUACUCCAAGAAGCAGCGCGCCAGGGAACCACAGAGCUCAGCUGCAAAGAGCCGGCGGGAGAGGAUCAGCGAGCGGCUGAGGGAGCUGCAGGAGCUGGUACCGGGCGGCGGGAAGGUGGACAUGGUGACCAUGCUCGACAAGGCCAUCGCCUACGUCAAGUUCAUGCAGCUGCAGCUCCGGGUGCUGGAGACCGACGCCUUCUGGCCGGCCGCGGACGGCGCCGCGCCGGACAUCUCCCAGGUCAAGGACGCGCUCGACGCCCUCAUCCUCUGCUCCUCCUCGUCGCAGCAGAGGCUUGUCGAUCGAGCUAGCUAG